AUGUUACCCAUUCACACGCUCUUUUCCCUGUUGGCUGGCUCAGCCGUCGCUGCCGUCCUCCCUGGUGGUCUCAAAGAUGGUGUCUACCGUACUUAUCUCGAUAGUCAAGGGAAUGAGGUACACGAGAAACUGUCUGACCCCAUCAAUCAAUCACCUGAGCCCGUUGUGUCAAUCAAUUUCACUCCGGCGUCGCCCCUGCUUAGCAAGCGUGACCCGGUGAUAUACUGCGGGUGUGGCUAUGGCAUGGACCAUAGUUACUGUGACGCGGCUGUUGCGGACCUCAAGACCCAAGUUGGCAGUGGUGUGCAUAUCGCGCCGGCCACGUCAUAUUACUCGAUUCGCGGCUCUGUCGUGGCCUUUGCCUGCGAAUACACUGGUGUCGGUACCAUGUUCAUCAGUGGUUCCGACAUCACGUACAUGGCCGCCGACAUAACCAGCGCUUGCGGAUUGUAUAUUGCCGGCUCAUACAAAUAUGGCGGAACCAACGCUGCUUUUGGUUAUAUGCGAUAUACAUCUGGCUUGAACUUCUGUGCAAAUGCCCUGUCAUCGUCAGCCCACAGCUGCUAG
This is a messenger RNA of Truncatella angustata, 567 nucleotides long. RefSeq lists its product as uncharacterized. The record is from RefSeq and is a predicted model, not a curated record. The coding region runs from base 1 to 567 and encodes 188 amino acids. NCBI's taxonomy places the organism in Eukaryota, Fungi, Ascomycota, Sordariomycetes, Amphisphaeriales, Sporocadaceae. The transcript is spliced from 2 exons.